Messenger RNA from Chlamydomonas reinhardtii, 2861 nucleotides. RefSeq names its product nitrate transmembrane transporter. Gene Ontology annotation, biological process: nitrate transmembrane transport; nitrite transport. The record is from RefSeq and is a predicted model, not a curated record. The transcript has 6 exons. Bases 157 to 1752 code for a protein of 531 amino acids. Gene Ontology annotation, cellular component: membrane. Gene Ontology annotation, molecular function: nitrate transmembrane transporter activity; nitrite transmembrane transporter activity. NCBI's taxonomy places the organism in Eukaryota, Viridiplantae, Chlorophyta, Chlorophyceae, Chlamydomonadales, Chlamydomonadaceae.
CUUCCUCUGCCCACAUGCUCAUCGGUCCACACCUUUCACUCAAAGUUGAGUUUUCAAGUCGGCACGUGCCCAGCAGUACUCAGCACUUGACUGAGCGAAUUGUCUCUGUUCAUUCACUUGUGGCCUUUAGCUGCGUUUUGCACAGCUGCGCCAACAAUGGCUGAGAAGCCAGCCACAGUAAACGCGGAGCUCGUGAAGGAGAUGGACGCUGCGCCGAAGAAGUACCCAUACUCGCUUGACUCAGAGGGCAAGGCAAAUUAUUGCCCUGUAUGGCGCUUCACGCAGCCCCACAUGAUGGCCUUCCACCUGUCCUGGAUUUGCUUCUUCAUGUCCUUCGUCGCUACAUUCGCGCCCGCCUCCCUCGCGCCCAUCAUCCGUGAUGACCUGUUCCUCACCAAGUCACAGCUGGGCAACGCCGGUGUCGCCGCCGUGUGCGGUGCCAUCGCGGCGCGUAUCUUCAUGGGCAUCGUGGUUGACAGCAUCGGUCCCCGCUACGGCGCUGCCGCCACCAUGCUCAUGACCGCACCCGCCGUCUUCUGCAUGGCCCUGGUCACCGACUUCUCCACCUUCGCCUGCGUGCGCUUCUUCAUCGGUCUCUCGCUCUGCAUGUUCGUGUGCUGCCAGUUCUGGUGCGGUACCAUGUUCAACGUCAAGAUUGUCGGCACCGCCAACGCCAUCGCCGCCGGCUGGGGCAACAUGGGUGGCGGCGCUUGCCACUUCAUCAUGCCGCUCAUUUACCAGGGCAUCAAGGACGGCGGCGUUCCCGGCUACCAGGCCUGGCGUUGGGCUUUCUUCGUCCCCGGUGGCAUCUACAUCCUCACCGCCACCCUGACCCUGCUCCUGGGCAUUGACCACCCCAGCGGCAAGGAUUACCGCGACCUGAAGAAGGAGGGAACGCUCAAGGCCAAGGGCGCCAUGUGGCCAGUCGUCAAGUGCGGCCUCGGCAACUACAGGUCUUGGAUUCUGGCCCUGACCUACGGCUACUCCUUCGGCGUCGAGCUGACAGUUGACAACGUCAUUGUGGAGUACCUCUUUGACCAGUUUGGCCUCAACCUUGCGGUGGCGGGCGCCCUCGGCGCCAUCUUCGGCCUCAUGAACCUCUUCACUCGUGCUACUGGCGGCAUGAUCUCUGAUUUGGUUGCCAAGCCGUUCGGCAUGCGCGGCCGCAUCUGGGCCCUCUGGAUCAUCCAGACCCUGGGGGGCAUCUUCUGCAUCGUUCUGGGCAAGGUCAGCAACUCUCUGUCGUCCACCAUCGUCAUCAUGAUCGUCUUCUCCAUCUUCUGCCAGCAAGCAUGCGGCCUGCACUUCGGCAUCACGCCCUUUGUGUCGCGCCGCGCCUACGGUGUCGUGUCUGGUCUGGUGGGUGCCGGCGGCAACACCGGCGCCGCCAUCACGCAAGCCAUCUGGUUCGCUGGCACCGCGCCGUGGCAACUGACCCUGAGCAAGGCCGACGGGUUUGUCUACAUGGGUAUCAUGACCAUCGGCCUCACGCUGCCGCUGUUCUUCAUCUGGUUCCCCAUGUGGGGCUCCAUGCUGACUGGGCCGCGCGAGGGCGCCGAGGAGGAGGACUACUACAUGCGCGAGUGGAGUGCGGAGGAGGUGGCGUCGGGCCUGCACCAGGGCUCGAUGCGCUUCGCCAUGGAGUCCAAGUCGCAGCGCGGCACUCGGGACAAGCGCGCCGCCGGCGCCCCGCUCGAGUCCCACAGCAACUCCGACUCGGAGCCCGCUGCUGCCAAGCCCGUGGUGGUCUAAUAAGAUGCGUGCUAGCUCAGAGCCUAGGUGCUACGGGCUGCAGCGACUAGCAAGCUCUGCAUAUGGGCAGGGCUCAUACUAAAUAAGUUAGGGAAAAGUUGGGAGGUACCCGUGCAUGGGUGUGUUGAAUGCCGGGCACACGGUGUAUGUGUUUGGCCGGACCGCUGGCAUGGAGCAGGCGGCGGCGUUAUACAGUGCCCUCCACGGGUGUGACAUGCCCCAACGGUAUUAGGGCCAUCCGUGGCUCUCGCCAACUAGCUUAAGAGCUAGCGAGGCGCCCGCAUGAGCCUGCCCGACUUCCGCAUGAGCCAGACGGCGUUAUACAUAUGUGCCUUUUAUAGCUGCAACCGCAUGGUGUCGAGCGAAGGCUCACAUCUGCGUAGUGUGGCAUGUGUGGAGACUGGGGAGGCCGGGCAUCAUAUGGCUCUUGCUUGCGCUUGCCGCCGUGCUUGUUGUGUGACAGGGCAGCCGCUUCCGGACCCCUUAGCCAGGUAGCUGUGGCACUGAAGUGAUCGUGGCAUCCACGUUGAUCUCAGUUGGCGCCGCCAGGGUCGGCGUGUGAAGCUUCUUGACUUUUGACACAAAAGCAGCGGACGGACAGUGAUGUGUGUUGCGCUGGGUUGGUGUGACAUUGACACAUGCACGGCAUAGACCAUUGACGGAGUGCGAAUCGAGCUGAGAAUUAUUUAUGAGUCGGGAGUCUGAGCACUUUGUGCUACGAAGUGUAUUUUGAGUGCAGUGUGGCAGGAGUGCUUCGGCAUCCGCGCGGGGCCAGAGGGUUUGAAUUAGAUGGGGUAGGAGUAUAGGAUGAAGAUAGAUGUUCAGGUGUGCGGUGAUUAAGGAGAGCGUUAUUGCAGAUGACACUGUGCGGCUGAAGCACAGAGUCAAUGUAUUUUACAACUGCUUUUGUACUAAGCUGAGUGUGGGAGUAGCCAACGCAAUGUGUGUAGUUGAUGCUGCUUCCGUGCCAAAAGGAUAUGAGCGCGGAUGGUGAGAUGCGUGUGUGCAUGAGCAGCCAAUCACAGCCUGCUGCAGGGGCCGCGCGCGUACAUCCCACGGGUCGGGACAGCGAUCCCAGGACACCGCGGACUGUAAAUAUCGAAGAAACA